Messenger RNA from Cajanus cajan (pigeon pea), 2465 nucleotides. Its product is annotated as pentatricopeptide repeat-containing protein At5g50390, chloroplastic. The record is from RefSeq and is a predicted model, not a curated record. Gene Ontology annotation, molecular function: zinc ion binding; RNA binding; protein binding. Gene Ontology annotation, biological process: RNA modification. NCBI's taxonomy places the organism in Eukaryota, Viridiplantae, Streptophyta, Magnoliopsida, Fabales, Fabaceae.
CGGAAACGCAAAUAACAAUCUUGCACCAAUUGGACAACUUUGGAAACAACGUACGACAGUGGAUGUUCAUGUUCCUACUUUCUAACUACCCGAGCCAAAUCUCCAAUGUUUCCAAAUCUCACUUUCUCUCAUUCUUCACAUUCACAUCCAAAUCUUUUUCAUUAUGAUGAUUAGUUAUAGGACCCCUCGUUCUCACCCUCCUUCGUUAUCCACCACAGUUGUUAUUGCCAAUGGAAACUGCACUAUCCCCUCACAAAUCCCAAAUCCCUCUUCUGGGUUCUUCCUUUUUGGGGUCUUCUUUUGCCUCAAAGUUGAGAAUUUGGAGCAAACCCUUUUCCCGGAUUUGUUGUUCCUCCAUGGAACAAAGGCUGAAACCCAAACCAAAGAAGGUUGAGUACAUGGAAAGACAAGUGCCACUUUUGGAUGAUACCACGAAAACGUCCUCUUCUGGGCUCUGUAGUCAGAUAGAGAAGUUGGUUUUGUGUAAUAGGUACCGGGAGGCAAUGGAGUUUUUUGAAAUUUUGGAACUUGAACAUGAUGGUCAUGAUGUGGGUUGUAGCACUUAUGAUGCUUUGGCGAGUGCUUGUGUGGGGUUGAGAUCCAUUAGAGGUGUUAAGAGGGUGUUCAAUUAUAUGAUUAGUAGUGGGUUUGAGCCUGAUUUGUAUGUGAUGAACAGGGUUUUGUUUAUGCAUGUGAAAUGUGGUCUCAUGCUUGAUGCACGCAAGCUGUUUGAUGAAAUGCCAGAGAAAGACGUGGCGUCGUGGAUGACCAUGAUUGGCGGACUGGUGGACUCUGGGAAUUUAUCUGAAGCUUUUAGGUUGUUUUUGUGUAUGUGGGAGGAGUUUAAUGAUGGGAGAUCUCGCACAUUCGCCACCAUGAUUCGGGCAUCAGCUGGAUUGGGUCGUGUUCAGGUGGGAAAGCAAAUUCAUUCAUGUGCUUUGAAAAGAGGGGUCGGCGUUGAUAAUUUUGUGUCUUGUGCACUGAUUGACAUGUAUAGCAAGUGUGGUAGCAUUGAAGAUGCUCAUUGUGUGUUUGAUCAAAUGCCAGAGAAGACAACUGUAGGAUGGAAUUCCAUUAUUGCUAGCUAUGCACUCCAUGGUUAUAGUGAGGAAGCUCUUAGUUUAUACUAUGAAAUGCGUGAUAGUGGUGCUACAGUAGAUCAUUUUACUAUUUCAAUAGUGAUAAGAAUUUGUGCAAGAUUGGCGUCAUUGGAACAUGCAAAACAAGCUCAUGCUGCUUUAGUUCGUCAUGGUUUUGGCACAGAUAUAGUGGCGAACACAGCACUUGUUGACUUCUAUAGCAAAUGGGGCAGGAUGGAAGAUGCCCGGCAUGUUUUCAACAGGAUGCGCCGCAAGAAUGUUAUAUCUUGGAAUGCAUUGAUUGCUGGAUAUGGUAACCAUGGUCAGGGAGAAGUGGCCGUGGAAAUGUUUGAGCAGAUGCUUCGAGAAAGGGUGAUUCCAAACCAUGUCACUUUCCUUGCUGUCUUAUCUGCUUGUAGCUAUUCAGGAUUAUCAGAACGAGGUUGGCAGAUUUUUUACUCUAUGAGAAGAGAUCACAAGGUUAAGCCUAGAGCAAUGCAUUAUGCAUGUAUGAUUGAAUUAUUAGGCCGGGAGGGCUUAUUAGAUGAGGCUUAUGCACUAAUAAAAAAUGCCCCUUUCAAACCAACACCAAACAUGUGGGCAUCAUUGCUGACGGCGUGCAGAAUGCGUGAGAAUCUAGAGCUAGGGAAGUUAGCAGCUGAAAAACUUUACAGUAUGGAGCCUGAAAAGCUGUGUAAUUAUAUAGUGCUUCUGAAUCUAUACAGCAGUUCCGGAAAAUUGAAGGAAGCUGCUGGUGUUUUACAGACCUUAAAGAGGAAAGGUUUAAGAAUGCUUCCAGCAUGUACCUGGAUUGAAGUCAAGAAACAGCAAUAUGCUUUCCUUUGUGGAGAUAAAUCUCAUUCCCAAACAAGGGAAAUAUAUCAAAAACUGGAUAACAUGAUGGUUGAGAUAUCUAGGCAUGGUUAUGUUGAGGAGAAUAGAACUUUGCUUCCUGAUGUGGAUGAAGACGAGCAGCACAUUCUAAAAUACCAUAGUGAAAAGUUGGCUAUAGCUUUUGGGCUUAUCAACACUCCACAUUGGACACCUUUGCAAAUUACUCAAGGCCAUCGUGUGUGUGGUGAUUGCCACAGUGCUAUUAAACUUAUUGCCAUGGUCACAGGACGAGAAAUUGUGGUACGAGAUGCUAGUAGAUUUCACCACUUUAGAAAAGGGACUUGUUCUUGUGGCGAUUAUUGGUGAUGACAAAUUAUGUCUUUCAAGUCAAAAUUUGUCAUCACCUAUAAACCGAGUAGCUUAUUGUUAGCUUAGCUUACCUCCUCUCCUUGCCCCCCCUAACCUUAGCCACACUUUUGAUUAGGAUACAAUUCUACGAUACAUGUAAUUUAUUUUGUGAUUCGUUUAUAAAAUUCCUAUAUUCUUCAAGCA